UUCCGGCACCAGCCACAAGCCUUGGGGGAGCUGAAGGGAAUGAAACUGCUGGCUGCCUGCUUCAUGUACCUGCUGCUCACCUGUCUGGCCCUGCCCAAAGCCGAAUGCCGACUCCACGAGCGAUCCAUGGAAAUCAGGAACCCUGAUAUCGACCCUUCCUGGUACACAGGGCGUGGGAUCAGACCCGUGGGACGGUUUGGCCGGAGGAGAGCUGUCGUGGAGAGCUCCCGGAAGUCGGGCUAUGGACACAGGCAAGCUUGCUUCCCUCUAGAAGAAAGCAGUGACUCCCUUCAAGAUGAAUGAAAUGGCCAAGACAAAGAAUGAAUUUGAAUGAUGAUAAGAAAAGACCCUUCUCCUCUCUCCCUUCCACAUCCCAGCCUCUCUUCUAGGCACAUGAAAAUGUUUGGUCUCAUUUCAAUGUACAGUAUCUUUGUGGCUAUAAAUGAUAGAAACCAAAGAGCAGUUGAUAACUCCAGUAUUUUUGCAGACAAUUUCCCUCUCGUCUGUUUUUUCUUUUUCUCUCCCCUGUUCCCCAUUUGUCCCCAUCUCCGGCUUUUGCUCUCAAUCUAACAUGAUUUGUGCCAGAAAAUUGCUGGGGGAAAGAAAUACAAAUUCCCAUGUUAAUUAUCUUCCUAGAACAUGGGCUCUUUUAUACAAA
Messenger RNA from Mauremys mutica (yellowpond turtle), 658 nucleotides. It is a transcript of the gene PRLH, whose product is annotated as prolactin releasing hormone. Gene Ontology annotation, biological process: feeding behavior; response to peptide hormone; G protein-coupled receptor signaling pathway. NCBI's taxonomy places the organism in Eukaryota, Metazoa, Chordata, Testudines, Geoemydidae. The record is from RefSeq and is a predicted model, not a curated record. The coding region runs from base 40 to 303 and encodes 87 amino acids. The transcript has 2 exons. Gene Ontology annotation, molecular function: neuropeptide hormone activity; prolactin-releasing peptide receptor binding.